Molecule: messenger RNA, 934 nt
Organism: Prinia subflava (tawny-flanked prinia)
Lineage: Eukaryota; Metazoa; Chordata; Aves; Passeriformes; Cisticolidae
Product: homeodomain-only protein-like
Exons: 3
Coding region: 423-644 (73 amino acids)
Biological process (GO): cell differentiation; regulation of transcription by RNA polymerase II
Cellular component (GO): nucleus
Molecular function (GO): DNA binding
Source: RefSeq, a predicted model, not a curated record
CCGGGAGGGACGGGCGGGCUCGGCCGGAGCUCCGCUGUACAAAGCGCAGUUUCCGCCGCACCCCGCCUGCACCUUUCCUGUACCCCCGCAGGAAGCAGCCCCGGCCGGGGCCACGUCCUGGGGCCCCGAACGUGGCGGGACGCGCCCCGACGGCUGCCGGGCCACCGAGAGCCCGCGGCUGCACAACCACGGACGGAGCCCUGCCAAAGGCAGCGAGAGCCAAACCUGAAUUACCAGCCCGGAGAGUAGCUGUGGAUCCCGGGAGCUCCUGUGAUUUGCGGCAGGUUUUUCAGGUCCCCGCCUGUCAAACACACGCGCAGAUACUUAAGCAGUCACCCAAGGACCUGCGGGGUUCUUGUUUUACACACUUCUGGUCCCUGGCAGCUCCAGUGCCUGUCCCCAUAGCCCUACCCCAGGAAGAGAUGGCCAUGGAAAAGCCAGUGAUUCCCACUGAGGAGCAGCUGGAGAUCCUGGAGUACCACUUCUGCAAGGUGAAUAAGCAUCCUGACCCCGCCACACUGUGCCUCAUUGCUGCUGAGACCGGACUCUCCAAGGAGCAGACUCUGAAAUGGUUCAAGCAGCGCCUGGCAGAGUGGAGGAAGUCUGAAGGGCUGCCCUCAGAAAGCGGGUCUGUCAGGGACUAGAGGAUGUUGCUCCAAUCCCCUUGCCUCUUAUAAACGAUGGUGAAGCUCUUCAGAGUGGGUUUUCUUGGGGUUCUUCUGUUGCAGUAGGUUUUGCAAUACAAAGUAAUACUCUGCUAUUUAACAUAAAUUUUAUUUAACAUGUACAUAACCAAAAAAAUUAUAUAUGUAUAUGUGUGUGUGUGUGUGUGUAUAAAACUUUUGAUGGCUGAUAACCUAUCUAGUGAUUCCAACCCAUUAACAGCAGCUGCACAAGAAAGGGCAAUUUCAUGCCCUUGUCCCAGGCUUGCAGA